This is a messenger RNA of Triplophysa rosa, 517 nucleotides long. RefSeq names its product ribosomal protein S19 (gene rps19). Gene Ontology annotation, molecular function: structural constituent of ribosome; RNA binding. The transcript has 6 exons. Gene Ontology annotation, biological process: ribosomal small subunit assembly; translation. Gene Ontology annotation, cellular component: cytosolic small ribosomal subunit; ribosome. NCBI's taxonomy places the organism in Eukaryota, Metazoa, Chordata, Actinopteri, Cypriniformes, Nemacheilidae. The record is from RefSeq and is a predicted model, not a curated record. The coding region runs from base 42 to 485 and encodes 147 amino acids.
AACCCUGCGUGGUCCUCUUCUUUUUGCUGUCCACAAGCAAGAUGCCAGGCGGUGGUGUUACAAUGAAAGAUGUCAACCAGCAGGAGUUUGUCCGUGCGCUGGCAGCCUUCCUCAAGAAGUCAGGGAAGCUGAAGGUGCCGGAUUGGGUUGAUAUCGUUAAACUGGCCAAGCAUAAAGAGCUGGCUCCCAGUGAUGACAACUGGUUCUACAUCAGAGCUGCCUCCACAGUUCGUCACCUGUACCUUCGCGGAGGUGUUGGUGUGGGUGCUAUGAUCAAGAUCUAUGGGGGGCGUAAGAGGAACGGCGUGUGCCCUGCUCACUUCAGCGUGGGCUCCAAGAACGUUGCCCGCAAAGUGCUCCAGGCCCUGGAAGGCCUUAAGAUGGUGGAGAAGGACCCCAACGGCGGGCGUAGACUGACCUCUCAGGGGACCAGAGACCUGGACAGAAUUGCUGGGCAGGUCGCCGCUGCAAGCAAGAAAUCUUAAAAUGUAAAAUAAACUUUUGUGGAAAAACUCAA